UACAUUAUUAUUUCUCAACCACAUUGCAUUGUAAUUUAGAAAGAAUUGAAGUAACAUGGCUUACUCAAGGUCAUUUAUGUUUCUUGGUGUUAUUCUUUUUGUUAUUCUCUCAACUCAAGUUUUAGAUGCAAAUCAUGUACCCGGGCCUUAUAUUACUAAUCCGAUGGCCAGAGUGGACAACCGUUUGAUGUUUUCGGAAUCUGAUUUGAUUACUAUGCAUAAAAAUUUGAUGAAGUAUGAUGCUAACACUAUUCUCAAAAUCCGAAACAUAGUAAAUGAUUUAUUUGACGAGGAAAAUGAAGUUACUAUAAGUGGUGAAAAAAAUAAAGUUUCAUUAAGUGAUGAAGAACAUCAAAUUUCCAAAAAUGACGUGGAAGAUCAUGCUUCACUAUGUCAUAAAGAACAUCAAGUUUCCAAAAAGCCGAUGACCAGCGUGAACAGCCGUUUGAUGUUUUCGGAAUCUGAUUUGAUGAAUAUGCAUAAAAAUUUGAUGAAGUAUGAUGCUAACACUAUUCUCAAAAUCCGAGACAUAGUAAACGAUUUAUUUGACGAGGAAAAUGAAGUUUCUAUAAGUAACCGUGAAGAGAAAGUUACCAAAAGUAACCAUGAAGAUGAAGUUUUCAAAAUUGAUGAAGAACAUAAAAUUUCUAUAAAUGAUGAGGAGUAUAAAGUCUCUAAAAGUGACAAUGAAGAUAGUGCUUCUAUGAAUGAUGAGAAACAUAAAGUUUCCAAAAGUGGGGAGGAAAAUAAAGUUUCUUUUAACAUAACCAAUUGAACCCUCUAGCAAAAAAUAUGUAUUAUUUGGUGCCUUCUAUAUAUGAUGACCAAGAAAUGAUGUAUGCAAUUAUAAAUAAAAGGGUUAAAUAUGUGUUUGAUCCUUAAUUCCUUAUAAUAAAAGGAUAACUUUCUAAAUUUAUGUUUUACUUAAUUUUUAUAAUAUUGUUAGUCAGGGCCGGUUUUGGGCCAGGGCAACUAGGCCCCCAGUCCAGGGCCUCAAAAAUGUACUAUAUUUAUCAAGAAAAAAAAAACUAUAUUUGUAGAA
This is a messenger RNA of Trifolium pratense (red clover), 1042 nucleotides long. RefSeq lists its product as uncharacterized. The record is from RefSeq and is a predicted model, not a curated record. Bases 56 to 775 code for a protein of 239 amino acids. The transcript is spliced from 3 exons. NCBI's taxonomy places the organism in Eukaryota, Viridiplantae, Streptophyta, Magnoliopsida, Fabales, Fabaceae.